This is a messenger RNA of Chara braunii, 1305 nucleotides long. The record is from the annotation of a GenBank genome assembly. NCBI's taxonomy places the organism in Eukaryota, Viridiplantae, Streptophyta, Charophyceae, Charales, Characeae.
CGCAAGAGCCAAGCCUCAACAAGGACCUAGGACCCCUCAGGUUCCGCGCAGGCCACGCACGACCAUGGCUGCUACCGCUGGCGACAAUGCACAAGCCAGCCCCAAGAGGCCCGUCACCCCUCCUGUCCCAGUUCAGCAGGACGAUGAACCACUUCUAGCGUUUCUCAAACGGCUCCAGCUCUACUCGGAGACCACGGCAGCUGAACUCAGCAAGUGGGAAGAGGAGGAAGCCGCCCGCCAGCAGGAAAUUCAACGCCAGCUGGCAGAGGCAGAGGCAGCACGUCAGCAGGCCGCAGCCGAAGCUGCAGCAGCCGCAUGGUUGCAACAGCAGCAGGUCGAAGCAAGUCAACACCAAGCUCGUUACCAAGCCACGAUGGACCUUGCACGCGACGAAGCCACGUAUUGCAGGCUACUUCGACGACAACAUUUCCACGAAACCGAAGAACGGGAAGAGCCAACCGAGGAAGAAAGUAACAAGGAAGGUAUAGCAGUACUGAUGGAGAAUCUGUUGUACACGUGCACUUGGCAGCAACGUGAACUGCUGGCCAUACGGCAGGUCUUCAUCUGCCAUGAAACAACAUUCAAGGCAAUGGACAAGAAGAUCACUACCCUGCAGGCCGAGAACAGCAUAGUACACGCCGCCAACAACCAGCAGCAGACACUCAACAGCCAGCAGCAGACACUCAACCACCAGUUGCAGGCAGAUGUCAGCAUGGGGUUGGCACAACUGUCGGCAGCUGCGCCAACGGGCAGUGCAGUGGUAGACUGCAGCCCAGCUUUGGCCGCACAGGCCAAGCAACUCGAACAGCGGAUCAACCACACGGUCGCAUCCCUCGGCGACAUCAGCAAGUUUGCUGGAGCAACGACAGUCAGCAAUCAGCUGCAGACGCUCAGCGACCGCAUCGAGCAACGAUCGGCCGCUGCCACCAAGGAAUGGAAGAUGCCGAACUUCAAGAUCGAGAAGUUCGAUGACUAUCACAAGACCGAACCGCUGCAAUGGUGGAUGGCUUUCAACGCAGAGGCGGAUGUACAUCACACACCCGCCCAUCAGUGGCUUGACGCACUCUACCUCCAACUCAUCGGAGGGGCGCAGGCUUUCAUGACAUGGUCGUCACGUUGGAAUGCACCAUCGUCAACCUCCACACGAAGAUUACGUGGGAGGAAUUCGAGAAGAAAUGGAAGACCCGGUUCAUGGUCAACAAUGACAAACGGCAUGCCAUGAACAAGAUCUUCCGCAUCUACCAAGGCCAGCAAGCGUCACGGGAAUGGCUGACGGAGUGGCAACGACUCGUCGCCACCCUGGAG